Eremomyces bilateralis CBS 781.70 is the source of this 1179-nucleotide messenger RNA. RefSeq lists its product as uncharacterized. The transcript has 2 exons. NCBI's taxonomy places the organism in Eukaryota, Fungi, Ascomycota, Dothideomycetes, Eremomycetales, Eremomycetaceae. The record is from RefSeq and is a predicted model, not a curated record. The annotation marks the transcript as partial.
GACCUGAUCUUAGCCAUCAGCCAUGAAGAGAUCUCCGAAGACGUCUUCCAUUUCGAAGUCGACUCCAAGAAGCUUCGAUCCAAUUCCCCGUACUUUGAGAAUCUCCUGCAUCCGUCCAAGUUCAGCGAAGGACGCCGUUUGGCACACCAUGGACGAGAUGGCAGCGAGGGCGAUGCGCUCCCGGUCAUUGAGAUUCAUCAUAUUGGGAACGUCGAAUUAUCCAACCCCGCCAACCUUCCGCUACUCAUCAAGGACUUCCUCUCCGUCAUUCACGACGUUUCCCUAGACCAGUGGGCGUCCAUGCCGCUCACCAAUAUGGCCAAUCUGCUGGUCGUGGCCGACAUGUUUGACGCUCUUCCUCCAUUCCAAAGAAAGUCCCCGAUCGGCCGAGUGCUCGAUCGCGUGGUGACCAAGGCGCUUUCGAAAAACAUCGCGCGGGCGACGGAAUCGACGAUACGCAAGAUAUUAUUCGUGGGGCUCCUGGGCCAGCAGAGCCGAUGCGUCAUGGUGGCGAGUAAAUGGUUGAUUACCAGAGGUUCGGAAUGUUGGAAUGACGAGAACGAGGUCGUUGACGAGAAUCGCGGACCGUGGUGGAGGCUUCCGGGGAGGAUGGAAGAAGAACUCAUGUUCCGGAGGCAGAUGGUCGCGGAGACGUUGGAUUCCAUCCCGGUCCAUUUCAUAAAACUCUAUUCCUCCGGCGACCGACAAUGCCGGCUCGGAUACGAUUCCUCGGCGCAGUGCGACAGCUAUCAACUUGGCGAGAUGGUCCGCUUCUUCGAACGCAGUCGCCUCGUCUCCAUCACCGGCAGUCUGACGCCGACCCUCCCUUCAAAAGACUAUCCCGUCAGCCGAGAUAUGAACAUCGUCCUCGAAAACCUAAGGAAAGCACCCGAAUACCAGAUCAACCAGCACCAUUCCCAUUGCGGGCUGCGCACCCGUCUGUUGCCCCUCAUCACCCGGAUCCUGAGCCAUGCCAUUUCUAUAGAAUCUACGGGGGCGUCCUGUGGGAUUUGUCUCGGUUGCUGGCUCACUAAGAGAGACGCAUACGCCUGGACGGAGGCAAAACGUCCUGUUUCUUGGAUUCCCUCGGGCGGCACAAUGUCCUCGAGUAGAAAGUCAUGCCUCGAGAUAGAUGAGCUGUUGCGCGACAUGUUUUUGGCUGUGGACCGCGUCUGGACG